This is a messenger RNA of Nycticebus coucang (slow loris), 1137 nucleotides long. Its product is annotated as vomeronasal type-1 receptor 1. Lineage: Eukaryota; Metazoa; Chordata; Mammalia; Primates; Lorisidae. The record is from RefSeq and is a predicted model, not a curated record. Gene Ontology annotation, molecular function: pheromone receptor activity. Gene Ontology annotation, biological process: G protein-coupled receptor signaling pathway. Gene Ontology annotation, cellular component: membrane.
AUGGUGGAGCACCGAAAACUCUUGUCUCCAGUGAUAGUGAGACAUUUGUUUCUCUUUUUUUUCCCUACUGAUUCCUCUGACUUUAAUCAAAAUCAAAUUAUGGUUUCCGAUAUUUAUGGAAUGUCUUCUGGAAUACUGAAAACCCAAACUAUCUUCUUCACUCAAACUGUACUUGGUAUUCUGGGAAAUUCCUUUCUCCUAUAUUUUUACAACUUCACUUUGCUCUCCAGACACCAGUUGAGACCCACAGACUUGAUUCUCAACCAACUGACACUGGCCAAUUCCAUGGUCCUUUUCUUUAAAGGGAUACUUCAGACAAUGACAGCUUUUGGACUGAAAUAUUUCCUGGGUAAUACUGGAUUUAAAGUUAUUUUUUAUAUUUACAGAGUGGCCACAUGAGUUUCCUUUAGCACCAUCUGUCUCCUUAAUGGAUUCCAAGCCAUUAAGCACAACCCCAGUAUGUAUAGGUGGAUGGAGCUCAAGAUUAGAUCCCUCAAGUUCAUUGGCUUCUGCUGUUUUCUCUGCUGGUUCCUGCAUCUCUUUAUAAAUGCAUACAUUGCUAUCGUAGUGAAUGGCCCAUUGAAUAGCAGAAACUUUAGUGUGAAAGACACUUAUGGAGAGUCUUCCUGGAAAAUGCCAGAACAUUUUGCCACAUUAUAUGCACUCAUACAAUUUUCCCCUGACUUUAUGAGUUUGGGCUUUAUGGUUUGGGCCAGCAGCUCUGUGAUCUUUGUCUUGCACAGACAUAGGCAACGAGUCCGACACAUUCAUAGUAACAAACUCUCCUCAUAAUCUUCCCAUGAGGCCAGAGCCACAUGCACCAUCUUGACCCUUGUAAGCUCCUUUUUCACUUUCUAUUCAGUUUAUGCUAUUCUGACAGUUUGGAUGACUCUAGUUGCAAACCCAGGUCAGUGGAUGGUGAGCGACACUGUGUUUGUGGCCUCGUGUUUUCCAACUUUCAGCACCUUCAUACUCAUCUUCAGUGACAAGUGUAUCUUUCAGUUCUGCUUUGCCUGUAGGACAAGGAGAACUCUUUCUUCUGCUCUGAUUGUAACACCACCUACAGCACUUGCGCCCUAUCCCAUGGGUGUUACUGAAUGUGACCAGGAAGGGCACAAGAAUUCACCCAAAGAAUAG